CUCAGAUGAAUGGGGCCGGGGAUGAGUGAGAACUACAGAGCCUUGGUGGCAGCCGCGGAAGGAUAGUGGACUGAGACAGCCCUCGGGCAACGAACCGCGGGCGGCGGUGAUGUUCAGUGAGGGCUUCCCAGGGUAGCGAUCGGGAAGGGUGCUCUGCGCGCUCGCACCCCGUGCCCUGCACCGGCCAUGCGCCCGGCCUUCGCGGUGGGCCUGGUGUUCGCAGGCUGCUGCAGUAAUGUGAUCUUCCUAGAGCUGCUGGCCCGGAAGCACCCAGGAUGUGGGAACAUCGUGACAUUUGCACAGUUCUUAUUUAUUGCUGUGGAAGGCUUCCUUUUCGAAGCUGACUUGGGAAGGAAGCCACCUGCUAUCCCACUAAGGUACUAUGCCAUCAUGGUAACCAUGUUCUUUACCGUCAGCGUGAUGAACAACUAUGCUCUGAAUCUGAACAUCGCCAUGCCCCUACAUAUGAUAUUCAGAUCCGGCUCUCUGAUUGCCAACAUGAUCCUAGGAAUUAUCAUUUUGAAGAAAAGAUACAGUAUGUUCAAGUAUACCUCCAUUGCCCUGGUGUCUGCAGGGAUAUUUAUUUGCACUUUCAUGUCAGCAAAGCAGGUGACUUCCCAGUCCAGCUUGAAUGAGAAGGAUGGAUUCCAGGCAUUUGCACGGUGGUUACUGGGCAUUGGAGCACUGACCUUUGCCCUGCUGAUGUCAGCAAGGAUGGGCAUAUUCCAAGAGACUCUAUACAAACAGUUUGGGAAACAUUCCAAGGAGGCAUUAUUUUAUAAUCACGCCCUUCCACUCCCGGGUUUCAUCUUCUUGGCUUCUGAUAUUUAUGAUCAUGUUGUUCUGUUCAAUAAGUCUGAACUCUAUCAAGUUCCAGUCAUCAGUGUGGCUAUGCCCAUCAUGUGGUUCUACCUCCUCAUGAACGUUGUGACUCAAUACGUGUGCAUCCGUGGCGUGUUCAUCCUCACAACAGAGUGCACCUCCCUCACCGUCACGCUGGUUGUGACUCUGCGCAAGUUUGUGAGCCUCAUCUUUUCUAUCUUGUACUUCCAGAACCCGUUCACUCUGUGGCACUGUCUGGGCACCUUGUUUGUCUUCAUUGGGACCUUAAUGUACACAGAGGUGUGGAAAAACCUAGGGACCACAAAAAGUCAGCUGCAAAAGGCUGACAAGAAGGACUGAGGUCUGCCUGGGACAGACAGAGCAUUGUUACGUGAUAGAGGCCUCUGGCGCAGGUAUGGUCAUCAUUUCACUUUGGCUACUGCGAAAUUACCACAGUAUUGAACCCAACAGUCCCCAGAGCACCUCUGAAGAAUGGGACUCAUCUGCUCUUUCCUGGCCACCCAGACAGCCUUUGUAGACUCCGAGUAGGCAUCCCUGAGAUAGAAUAAACACCGCAAGCAAGGCUACCAGGCAGA
Messenger RNA from Cricetulus griseus (Chinese hamster), 1418 nucleotides. RefSeq names its product solute carrier family 35 member B4 (gene Slc35b4). Lineage: Eukaryota; Metazoa; Chordata; Mammalia; Rodentia; Cricetidae. Gene Ontology annotation, biological process: transmembrane transport. Gene Ontology annotation, cellular component: Golgi membrane; endoplasmic reticulum membrane. Gene Ontology annotation, molecular function: UDP-N-acetylglucosamine transmembrane transporter activity; UDP-xylose transmembrane transporter activity. The record is from RefSeq and is marked provisional.